UCCAUGACUGAUCCGCUUUGGGGCGUUAACGUCACUGGCAAGUCUCCACACUUUCUUUCCAAGCUUGUUCAUCAUCGCAUCUUCGUACUCGUACCAGUUCCGCACAGAAGACGUAUGUACGUACCUAGGUGCUCAGCCACAAUUGAUUGACCACGGAACAUCGGAGCACACAUACUGCUUACAGUAUACCAUACAUCAUCCCCUUACAAUCCGCCGUGUACAGAAUAUUCAUUAGGGAUUGACACAUUGCGGGAAAAAUCACCCCCCACCAGCAAAGCAUGGCCUCCGCCCAGGCUGUUCCAGUUGAUGAAGGUGCCAACUUGGAGUAUGCAAAACACAUCAGAUACUGGCGCCGAAAUUUGAAGACGUUUCUCCCUCAUCACUACACCGGCAAUGAUUCCAUGCGCAUGACUCUUGCUUUCUUUAUCCUUUCUGCUGAAGACAUUCUUGGCGACUUGGACGGAGCACUGUCACCAGAAGAACGAGAAGGCUUUAUUGAAUGGGUGUAUGCGUGCCAGCUUCCCAACGGGUGUUUUCGACCGUCUCCCGCGACCGACUUUGGCUCUUCGCGGAAUGAUGAUAAUGCCAUCUGGGAUCCAGCUCACGUGCCAGGCACGUUCUUUGCGCUCCUGAUCCUGAUCUUACUUGGAGAUGAUCUGGCACAAGUGAAGAGGCCCGAGAUUCUCGCCUGGCUCACUAAGCUGCAGAGGCCAGACGGCAGUUUUGGGGAGACGAUUGGAGUAAAUGGACGAAUUGAGGGUGGUAAUGACACCAGAUUCGGUUAUAUGGUAACAGGAAUCAGAUGGAUAUUGAGGGGCACGGUGGAGGGUCCCAUAGACGGGAUCCCAGAUAUCAACGUCGACCAGUUUGUAAGAUGCAUACAAGCGUCAGAAACUUACGAUGGAGGCAUCAGCGAAGCAGCCUUCCACGAGGCACAUGCCGGGUUUGCCUCCUGCGCAAUAAAUGCUCUCUACCUUGUAGAUCGCCUACCUCUCGCAGCCCAUCAGACCCCGGACAAUAAGAUCCGCGGAUUAACGAACCUACCCCAGACGUUGCAUUGGCUCGCUGCUCGACAAACAUUGACCAUCGACGAAGAAGAUGCGUUCGACACACGGGGGGACGAAACCGACUCGGCUGCUACCUGUCACGAUGCACACUCCUUCGUUAAACUCAAGAGCUACCCUUCAGCGACAGGCGAACAAGCAGUCCGUACACAGCCAACCUCUCACUUCGAGCUGCAAUGGAUUGGUGUCAACGGGCGAUGUAACAAGAUUGGUGAUACGUGCUAUGCUUAUUGGGUAGGCGCGCCUUUGAAAGUUCUCGGACACCUCGAUCUUCUAGACAAGAAAGCAAUUCGGCGCUGGCUGCUCGACAAAACCCAACAUAUAGUGGGAGGAUUUGGAAAGGUACCUGGAGCACCUCCAGACAUCUACCAUGCAUAUCUUGGUCUUGUGAUCCUGGCAAUCUUUGGUGAAGCCGGUCUUAAGAAUGUAGAUGCAGCUCUUUGUAUAAGCAACAGAGCCAUUCGACAUCUAGAAUCCCUUGCUUGGAGAAAAAGUAUUGUGGGUUGAAAGCGGGACUUUCCUUUACAUCUAGACAUAAAGCAUUCUUCAGCUAGCGAAUUGGUAGACUAUAUGGAGGGAGAUGGCCUUUCCAACUUCUCGAUCAACCUUCCAAAUCCUGAAUUCCGCUA
Aaosphaeria arxii CBS 175.79 is the source of this 1693-nucleotide messenger RNA. Its product is annotated as geranylgeranyl transferas-like protein type i beta subunit. Gene Ontology annotation, cellular component: CAAX-protein geranylgeranyltransferase complex. The transcript has a single exon. Gene Ontology annotation, biological process: protein geranylgeranylation. Gene Ontology annotation, molecular function: CAAX-protein geranylgeranyltransferase activity. The coding region runs from base 279 to 1571 and encodes 430 amino acids. The record is from RefSeq and is a predicted model, not a curated record. Lineage: Eukaryota; Fungi; Ascomycota; Dothideomycetes; Pleosporales.